GAUGGCAACCUGUUGAAAGUGAAUCGACUAUCGACGCCAUGAAUUUCAAUCGAUUUUUCUCGAUAACCUCUUUAUUGUUUUAUAAGCGGCUAUAUGCCGGACGAACAGUUAACAUUUCAACAGUAUUUGAAAAGCAUGUAUAAAGUGACACGACGCUAAAAUAUCACUUCGUUCGAAAUAUUUCUCAGCAAAAUGGCAUUUGAUCAGUCUUGAUUCUUUGUAACAAAGGCACGUACGGGUUUUUUUUGUCACUGUGAAAGAGGUUAGAUCUAUGCCGACAUUACGAUGGCAAUGGAAUUUUUAGUAAAUCGACUGAAAGCUCUUAUGGUAGUUCUUCUGGGGAUAUUUAGACGAGCAAUGUGUUGUCUCCGACGACGAAGAAGAUCAUCCUGUGAUUCAAUCCCUCUGUCCACGGUCGGCGUAGUACCAAAUACCGUAAACAACACAGCACAACCAGAAUUAGAGCACUGGGAUCAAUGGGAGGAAAAUCCUGUCGUGGUCGUGCCAGAUAGACCAGUUAACGUGAUACAAGCAAAGAUUGAACAAUACAGGCAGCAAGUAUCGAAAUCACCAGAAUCUGCAGAAGAGCAGCAACCAAAUUUCUUUGAGAACAUGACACCAAAGAUUACUACACAGACAAAGAUUUUAGUGAAGGACAAGGAUUCAGAAAAUGUAUCCUGGAACGCAUCAAAGUUUGCCAUAGUCAAUGAUCCAGUACCAUCUAAUGAACUAGGAGAUUGGGAAGACAAUGCUGUUGGUUGGGAGGAAGAAACAACAAAAGAAUUUGGAGAUCCCACAAAGACAUUGAGAGAACAAAAGCGAAGAGAAAGAGAACAACGAUUGUUCGAACAGCAACAGAAGAGAAUCGAACGCAAUUCAAGACCUCAGCCAUUAGGAGCAAAAUUAAACUCUUGAUGAGGAAGAACAUAGUCACAAAGAUUUAUAUCAAAAAUAAUAAUUUUUCAUUCAGUGAUAUAUUCGUGCAAUGUGAUGUUUUUGCAACUACAUGAAACGUUAAUUAAAAUUAAGAAAAAUCAAAGGUUAUUAUUUAUAUUAUGAGUUAUUCAUAUGUAAAAUCUUAUAUUCCUUAUAAGAAAACAUAUCACGACGAUAUUUUGUUUAAAUCGUCCAAAUUUGAAUUUUAACGUAUUUACUAAUUAAUUGUUAUGCAUUUAAUUUUUUGUUGGGAGUUUCUCAAAAGUCGUUGGAUGGUAUUUAAUCCUAUCGAACUUAUUAACAGAAAUCAAAAGAACUGACUUAUUUACAUAACGUACAGAAACUACGAAUGUACUUUCACACUGUAAACAAAUGGUAACUAUUAUUGUUUAAAUUUAGGCUUACUAUUAUUGUUUAAAUAUAUUGUUUUAGUUUUAAAAUGUUUAUAACGUCCAGGCACAUUCCAUGUAAAUAAUCUUGUAACACCAUGUAGAAGCUGAUUUUUUACAAUGAAAUCGGACUACUUUUCGGGGGCAGAUUAAAACAAAAUUCAAUAACUAAUCUCUUCGCAAGUAUUAAUUCAUCUGUAUGAUUAUUCUCUUAAUCAUACCGAUGUAGAAUCGAGAUUGAAUUUGUAGCAGUAUGAAAUAAAUCACAUUACUAAACAUAG
Messenger RNA from Frieseomelitta varia, 1606 nucleotides. Its product is annotated as receptor-binding cancer antigen expressed on SiSo cells. Lineage: Eukaryota; Metazoa; Arthropoda; Insecta; Hymenoptera; Apidae. The record is from RefSeq and is a predicted model, not a curated record. Gene Ontology annotation, cellular component: secretory granule. The transcript is spliced from 4 exons. The coding region runs from base 286 to 915 and encodes 209 amino acids.